Molecule: messenger RNA, 345 nt
Organism: Aspergillus ochraceoroseus IBT 24754
Lineage: Eukaryota; Fungi; Ascomycota; Eurotiomycetes; Eurotiales; Aspergillaceae
Exons: 1
Coding region: 1-345 (114 amino acids)
Source: RefSeq, a predicted model, not a curated record
AUGCCUUGGAAGACUGUCCUUAGCGAGCUUUCUCAAGCCGUCCGAAACAAUGUUGACAAGAUCACGAGAAUUUUGCCAGACAACUUGACCACCCGGAGCAAUGCUGUUAAAACGGUUGACCUACGCAUAGACGUUCAUCAAGAUUCAAAAAAUCCAAAUAAAGCUGUCGCGAAAGUCCAGGCCAAUGCACAGGCCAACGACAGCGCUGUCAAAGAUUAUAUAAAAUCUGGGAACAAGGGUGAUAGUCACAAGGGAACGCACAAGAAUAUCACCCAGAUACCCUUUGAUCGCACCUCCUUCGACAUCGAAGAUUUCAUUUCGAAAAUCGAGAAUGUGCGCAAAUAG